AUGUCAGCGAAAUUUGGAAGUAUAAUAUUACUAGCUAUCCUACUACUAGUGGCAACGUUUGCAGUAGGAAUUAUACCCUUGUAUUGGCUAGGCCAUAAUUCAAAUAAAAAUAGUGAUAAAUACAUAUAUAUGCUAUCUCAAUUUGGGAUUGGUAUGCUUUUAGGUACUUCAUUCAUGCUAGUUAUUCCUGAAGGUAUUAAAGCCUGUGUUGAGCAUGACGGUAAUGUGGGCCUGAAUCUAUUAGUUGGCUUUAUUGGUGUUUACUUACUGGAUAGAAUAGUCCAGCUAAUAAUGAAAAGGGGAACCCUAGAUUCUCGUUUUGAAGAAGCCUCAAGAAUAAACUCUUUGAAGGACUUAAUUAGAUAUCCAAAAGUUCCAUUUUUAUGUAUCUUGAGAAAUAACGUAGUAUUUGCUCUUUUUAUACAUGGGCUCUCAGAUGGUAUUGCCCUUGGUACUACUACAGGUAAUGGGGCUUUACUAUUUGUCUUAUUAAUUGCUAUCGUGAUUCAUAAAAUACCUGCCACAUUAUCAUUAUCAAGUUUAAUGAUAUCCAAACAGAAGCUACCAAAAUGGGAAAUUCUAUCAAAUCUAUUUGCAUUUGCAUUAUCUACACCGCUAGGCUAUGUUGUAGUUUCCUGUUUCAAUUUAUCUGAUUCAUCUACCAUGGAAGUUAUAUGUGGGAAUUUAUUACUAAUGAGCGGUGGUAGUUUGUUAUAUGCCUCAUUUACCGCAUUUGUAGGUGGGGAUGAACACGAUCAUUCCCAGAUAUCAAGUAAUGAAAAUGCAGUACAAUAUGAUAAAGUUGAGAGUCAAUCAACGAAUAGUAGAAAUGCCACACCUAUUCCACCAAUAGACCUCAAUUUUGAAGAUACAGAUGGUAACCAUGAAACUAUUCAAUCUUCAUCUAAUAACAACUCAAAACUAUUAAAAUACGAUGAAUCUGUGUACAUCUUAAUUGGUGUAAUAAUUCCACUAAUCAUCUCCUUUGUCAUUUCUGAAGAUUAA
Messenger RNA from Henningerozyma blattae CBS 6284, 1005 nucleotides. It is a transcript of the gene ATX2, whose product is annotated as Mn(2+) transporter ATX2. NCBI's taxonomy places the organism in Eukaryota, Fungi, Ascomycota, Saccharomycetes, Saccharomycetales, Saccharomycetaceae. The record is from RefSeq and is a predicted model, not a curated record. Gene Ontology annotation, cellular component: membrane. The transcript has a single exon. Gene Ontology annotation, molecular function: metal ion transmembrane transporter activity. The coding region runs from base 1 to 1005 and encodes 334 amino acids. Gene Ontology annotation, biological process: zinc ion transport; transmembrane transport.